GUGGAGUACAAUAGAAGUGAAAGUAGAAACAGCAGUGUUUGCUUAACGACGAUCGAUCUAAUGUUUAAAAGGAUUAGAGGGCCCGGCAUGUACGAUAUUACGGUUCAUAUUACUGAAUAAUAUGUAGGUAAUAAACAGAAAUACUCUUAUUUUACAGACAUCUACCAAAGGACCACGUAAAUACGUGGUGAAGAAACUGUUCGAUAGGAGUCCAAAAUGUCAGACUCGGAGGAGGAUGAUUGGGACUGGGUGGAGACGCUGGAACCGACAAAGAGACAAUGGAGUCAUGAUAACAAGAAAUUUGUCCGAACCAGAGCGUCGAAGAUUGUUUCCGACAGACUCCAAACACAUGACAGAGUCCUGAUAACCGGAGCGGCUGGAUCAGGAAAAUCCGCCAUUGCACGCUUUAUUGGUCUUCGGUAUUCUAUGGACAGAAAAUCGGUUUCGUACAGCACUGCACUUGAUGAAAUAGAAAACGCACCGAUGAAGAUGAUAGGCACGGAUUUUGACAUAUUUGUCAUCGACGAUCCUAUCGGGAAAUCCAGAACAGACCCACUAGCAUGUCAGUGGUGGCAAAGGCAAAAUAAAGAGUUUGACUAUUACCUAAGAAUUGGACUAAAUGGGAGAAAAAUAGCCCCGAAUAUACGGGUGAUUGUUACCUGCAGGUCGAAUUUGAUCGACGAUCAAACAUCCUCGUUGUUUCAAAAUUACUCAGUUAUAAAUCUGGAUGAAGAGUCGUUGGCACCAACCAUGGAGGAGAAAAAGAAAAUUUUAGAUAGUCACAUUGAUACUUCAGGCAUAAGUAAAAACGACAUGAAUGCUAUCUUGGAAUCAGCUUCUGCUUUUCCAGCCUUGUGUCACACUGUUGGAAUAAAUGCGACAUUUCGAUCAAACAUAAGACAGUUUUUCAGAAGCCCUUAUGAAUUAAUUCGGAAUGAAAUUCUUCGCAUAAAGGAGUGUGAACAAGCAAGUUACAUGGGUUUGUUUCUUCUUGUUAUUGGAGAUAAUAAGUUGUCUGAAGACGAAUUUCUAUCGGAUUGCACAUUUAAAGACGAUGAUGUCGAAAAUGACGUUCAGGAAGAGGAUGAAACUAGCAUUCUUAAUGAAUCCGUGAUAUGUCUAUUAAAUUCAUUCGGACUCCCAAGAACCACUAUUGCACAGGAUAUUUUAGAAAGUUUAGAUUCAUUAGAAGGUUCGUUUCUGACAAAAGUAGAGGGUGUUUACCAGUUUCAAAACAGUCUGUUGUUUCAAACAUGUCUUCAUUAUUAUUGCAUGAAUGAAACAAAAUUAUUUCUGGAAUACUGCACGGGGUUUUUCUACAGAAACUUUGCUACUUUUGAAGUUAACGAUAAAGAGAACAAAGAUUCCGUUUAUCCGCAUUUCUAUUUUGAAGACAGUUUAAUCGUUGAUUACACAAAGAGAAUAUCUAGUGACAUUUCCGAAAAAACAUUUCUGGAUGUAUUUUUGUGUCAAUGGACAAGUGAUGAAAGGAUAUAUCGAGUGAUAGAGAAAAUAAUUGUGGACAAAAAUCCAGAAGAGAUUCUUGAAAUGGCUAUCAAGGCAGAACUAGCUAAAGAAGAUAUAGGACUUAUACCAUUGGCGAAAACGAACCGCAUGCAGCUCAGGGGAUUCUCAAAAGUAGAUCUUGUCACUCUGGGUGAAAAAUUGUCACCGAUUGUUUUGGCUAUACUUUUUUCCCACGAUAAAAUCUUUUUAGCUAUGUUUGAUAAACUGCAGCAAAAUGAAAUGUGUUGCAGGAAUUUGAAAAAGCAACCGUUGCUGCCUGCAGUCUGUGCCAACGGCAAUACAGAACUGGCAAACAAGAUUCUGCAUUUCUAUGGAAAAGAGGAGCCGCCUUAUUUGUGGAAUACAGACGAAAAGAUUCACGCAAUUCACAUUGCUGCUACCUUUCAUCAUUCUGAUAUUUUGACAUUGAUAUCAUCUCAAGAAAGCGUAAACCUGUCGACAUCUUUCAAUGAGGUCCCGCUAUAUCUGGCACUUUCAAUGGAAAGAUCGUGUAUUUCAUAUUUUUCAUCACAGAGUGGGAAGGAGAAAACUUUCAUAGAAACUGUGAAAUGUCUCAUUAAAAUGGGUGCAGAUGUAAGAAAAUGUUCUUUUCCAGAACAAAAACCAGGUCUUAUUGCGCUUGCAUGUAGCAAAAACAAUACGCAUGUUGUCCGAAUUUUACUGGAGAAUGGGGCGCAAGUUCACGAAGAAACAAAGGAUGCACUUACUGGUUUGCAUUUUGCCUGUAUGCGUGGCAACAUUGAUCUUGUUCAUCUUUUACUGUCGAAAGGAGUUGACGUGAACGUACACGGGCCACCAAAGCAACGAUUAACGGCACUGUACUAUGCGGCAAAAUAUGGUCAUCAUCCUAUAGUCGAUAUUCUUCUUUCAAAAGGAGCCAAGAUAGAUUUACAGGUCUGUGACUGGAAUUCUCCAUUGUUCAUUGCGUGUCGACAGGGGCACGAAAACAUCGUUAAACUUCUUUUGGAGUAUUCUAAAGACAUACUCAAAGAUUCAGACCUUGCUCCAAGUUUACAUGCUGCAAUUGAAAAUGGAAAGGCGGCUAUUGUUGAACUUCUUUUACAAAACGGUGCCAAGGUAAAUACAAAAGAGAAACUGUCCAAGGAAUAUCCACUCAGCAUGGCAGCCACCUUUGGAAAUGUUAAAAUUGUCAAACUCCUUUUAGACAGGAGAGCAGACGUAGACAUUGAAACAAAAACUGGGUGCACGCCUCUGAUUCUUGCGUCGAAACAUGACCACGUGUUAACAGCUCAGUGUUUACUCGAAAAUAAAGCAGACGUUAACAAAAAAGAUAACUACGGGAAGUCUUCUCUAUUCUAUGCUUGUAGAUAUGGACAUCUAGAUAUCGUUAAGCUUUUACUGAAACACAAAGCGGAUAUAACUAUUGUUUCGGACUCUGGAGAAGAUGUUUUAUAUAUCGCUUCUUUGUGGGGACAUUUCGAUGUGGCGAAUGAGCUUUUGAAAUUCGCAAAGUAUAAUGAUUCGACAAAAAUAGACAUAUCUGAGCAGUUUACCCAUGGAAAUGAUGAUGAUGAUGAUGAUGAUGAUGAUGAUGAUUAUGAUUAUGAUGAUGACAUUGACGAAUUUCCUAGAUCACCGCUAUCAGCUGCUGUAAGAAAUGGGCAUGAAAAAGUUAUGAAACUCUUGAUUGAAAACGAUGAAGAUGUGAACGAGAGAGUUGAUAACGAUGACACCCCAUUAAUAAUCGCGGCCAGAGAAGGCUUUGUUGACAUCAUGAGAUAUCUUCUUGAAAAUGGCGCCAAUGUUAACUUAUCUGAUUCUGAAAAUGAUAAUGCUUUACACAAUGCGAGUACAUGUUUUGAUAACAGCGUGGCUGCAAUCAAUACACUGUUGAAUCAUGGGAUUGAUAUCAAUAGUGCCGGAAGUGAAGGUUACACUCCUUUACACCUGGCCUUGCUGAGAGGCAAUAGAAAAGCGGCUUCCUGUCUGUUGGAUCAUCGUCCAAAUGUCAACAUUAUAGCAGCAGGACAUUCACCACUUUUACUUGCUUGUGAAGCUGGUUUUCAUGAUGUGGUAAAAAAGUUGUUAAGCCAAGGGGCUCAAGUCGAUCCGGAAUACAAUGGAAAACCACUGACUCUGGGACCUCUUAGCGCUGCAGCAGGAAAGGGUUCACUCAAAAUAGUAAAAACGCUUAUUGAGCAUGGUGCUAAAGUUAAUCCUCUCAGUUCAGAUAGAAAAACCCCAUUGUUUUAUGCUACAAGGAUAGGCAAUUUUGAAAUUAUGAAAACGCUAAUUGAUAACAAAGCCAGAGUAAAUGCUCCGCAAGAUAAAUAUGAAAACACUUGUUUACAUGAGAGUGUUUGCCAUAAGAAUGAUGACGCCAUGUUUCUGUUGCUGCGUAACGCUGCUGACGUGAAUGCCUGCAAUACGGAAGGAGUUAGCCCCCUUAUGAUGACUUUUGAUUGCAAGCAGGGAGUUUCUGAUAAACGGAUUUCCCACCUUAUUGAGCACGGUGCCGAUGUCAAUGCUUGUGAUAAUGAGGCCAAAACAUUGCUUCACCGAGCAGCCCUGAUUGGAUAUGAUUCUAUUUUAGAGAUCCUGUUGAAACAUGACGCAGAUGCAAAUAAAUGCGACAGCAAUGGAGAAAGCGCCCUUUUUAUGGCCGUGAGAAACGGAGAUGUAACGUCCGUUAAAAUUCUCUUGCAACAUAAGGCGGCAAUCGAUCUUCUUAACAAGAAUGGGGAAAGUCCACUGGAUAUUGCCAAAAGAAACGGGAUGGAAGAUAUAACAAAGCUUCUCACGGAGGCGUCUGAUAUGCACAAUGAAGAUUCUAUCAAGAAACAUGUGGAGAAGCCACUGGUGAUGGUCAGAAGCCAUACAUUAGGCCCAGCUCUACCUCGAAAACGAAGUCCAUACAAGAUCCCAGUCCGACGAUAAUUAAUUUGUUUACAGCGCGGAAGAUUUAAUAGAAUAUUGUUGCAAUUAUACACAUAGAUCAUCAUGCAAACUUUCAAAAGACGCAAGUACCGUAAUGUUUUUCACAAUUGUGUCGUCUCGUGGGUACCAGUUUUCGUGGGGUUUCUAGAAUCCAUGGUUUGUAAUAAAAAUACAUUUAUAUAUACAUUAACCUACGGGCAGUGGUCAAAUUAACUUUUAAUAUCAUUAUGAGCUUUUUCGCAUUUCUUUUUUUGGAUCAACAUUUGAUUUCAUGGAGAGAUUCAACAUAAACAAAUCCAAGAAAUUUUGAGUGUGACAAACAAUGAGAAAACUUGGUAUAAAAUAAAGUAAACAGAUUUUCUUGUG
Messenger RNA from Magallana angulata, 4791 nucleotides. Its product is annotated as serine/threonine-protein phosphatase 6 regulatory ankyrin repeat subunit B-like. Gene Ontology annotation, molecular function: protein binding. Bases 217 to 4425 code for a protein of 1402 amino acids. The transcript has a single exon. The record is from RefSeq and is a predicted model, not a curated record. NCBI's taxonomy places the organism in Eukaryota, Metazoa, Mollusca, Bivalvia, Ostreida, Ostreidae.